GUCAAACGUUGAACCGGAGCGCCAUGCGACUAUUUUAUGUGUUCUACAUAUUGUUGUACUAUAAUGUUGGAUUUGUUGGCUCUGCGGAUAGUGAUAUUCUAGGCAUUUCGAGUUCAUCGUGUCGGUUUGAGCUCCACACCAGUCUGUUGCCAUGGGGCAAGGCGUACCAGGCCUGUAAACACCGUGGUCUCACACUGGCGAGCUUCGGGGACAAAACGGAUCUCGUCUCCGUGAAGAGCUUCAUCGAACACGCCAAUGGCGUAUAUACAUCAGAGUUUGGCUGGCUGCCAAGCAGAAAAUAUUGGGUUGGUCUACACAUGGAGUCCAGCGUCGGCGGAUCAUCCGAGUUUCAUUGGGGAGAUUGUGUGCCCAGAGCAGACAUUACCAGCAGAUUCGACAGUCUGUUGGGCUACCCUGUGGCCACCGCCUGUGGGUACAUCAGUCUCGACUUCCUCAGUCUAACGGCGUGCUCCUCUGCAGUGUCCCUUGGGUUUAUUUGUGAAAACCCGAGCGGCGAAGACUCCUGUUUCACAACGAUGUCCACCACUGUCUAUGCAAUGGGUUACGAAUUCAAAACCGCGCUGACGUCAUCUGAUUGUGCUUCGCACUGCCUUACGUCAUCAAGUUGCGGAGCAGUCUACGUUACGGCGGGGAGUUCCUGCUCCAUGUUGCAGUAUAAUACUGGAUUACCUAGCAGACUGUCGGCAUCUCAUCUAGCGUACACUCACCUUUACCACAGAAGAUUUCUAAAUAACGACCCGUACAGUUUACCGUUCAAAGCCGGAUUGACCGAGGACGAGUUGUGCAGUGAACCGAUUGGUUCACCAAUCACAACUAAGGCAAUUGGUGACGUCACAACUACACUAGAAAUUAACCCAACAACAACAAAAGAAGCCACAACAAAGCAGAUACUUGAAGAAACAACAACUGAUGACGUCACCACACCACCAACAACAGAAGACACAACAACUGAUGACGUCACAACACAAACAACCGAAGACACAACAACUGAAGACAUCACAACAAAGACAACAGAAGACACAACAAUUCAAGACGCCACAACACAAACAACUGAAGACUCAACAACUCAUGAUGUUACGACUCCAACAACAGAAGACACAACAACUGAAGUCAUUACAACAAAGACAACACAAGACACAACAAUUCAAGAAGUUACGACACAUACAACUCGUAAAAUCACAACAACUGCAGACGUCACAACACAGACAACAGAAGACAUAACAACUGAUGAUGUCACAACACAAACUACACAAGACACAACAACUGAUGACGUCACAAUGAAACCAGUUAGUGAAUUAUCAACCCCUAAACAAAUACCGGUGUCUAACUUUUCAUCAUGUGGUUGCACGUGUGUGAAGAAAAAUAUUACCAUCAACAAAAAAAUAGAAGAUAUGGUCUCAGAAUUAAAAGUAGACCCUUCAGUUCUUUCUUCGACUGUACGGAAAAAAAUGUGUGCUGAGGAUCCACGGCCGAGUGCCAGGAACAUGGGAAUUCUGGGAAUUGUGUUAGUUUCUGUUAUGGUUGGAUUAAUAAUAUCUAUGGAUGUUAUGCGGUUCUUCCAAAAUGUUGACAGACCUAAAGUAAUGAUAAAACCUUCUGAUAAAAAGAUCACACAGGCUACAUAGCUUUACGUAGCCAUAAUGAUACAUAAACUUAGCAAGAAGAACAUUUGUUCAUUCAGUACGUUUAAUUAAGACUACCUAGCCUUUCUAGAUAUCUAAAUUAGAAACAAGGCUAGCUGCUACGAUAUUGAAAGCAGCCCCGGUGUUCCCAAGGUUAGAUCAGGUUGGAUUUAGCUAGGGUGUUACUAAAUCGCGGAACGGAAAACAAAAACUUAUUGAUAUCUAGUUACCACCUGAUAUACGUGUAAACAAUAAGUUGAUAAUUCAUGUAUCUAAUAUUUAAUUAUAUAAUUAUUAACUAUAUAUUCAUGAUAAAACGCUAGAAAUUAUUUUAUAUCCGCGUACAGCACAUCUCGCGGAUUUUAAAAUUACAGCUUUUAUUCUUCGAAAAGAUCAGAAAAAAAAUGAAACUAGGAUAAAAGUGACGUUUAUGAUUUUGAAUACUCGCGAUUUAAUGGGAAAAGGUUGAAUCGCGGAAGUAAGAAUAUUAGCAUAAGAUAAGAAAUCUACACGUACAUGAUUGUAUAUCAUCUUAUAAAUAUGAUGGUCUGGUUUCCUCAGAUUUUACAUGGUUAAUUAGAAGAUCACAGUGACUAAAACCUGGCUGUUAUUACUGCUCUCCACACAUACAUCCUAUAUAAACAUGAAAGGCAUUUUUUGAUAAUGGCUUAUUCUGAAGUAAAUAAUAUACAGGCACAUUUCUGAUAAUACAUACCAGUACUAUGUUGUUCUAAAACAAUCACGGAUCUGAGCUAUUUAGAUUUUAUAAUUUGUCGGGGUCAAAUCGUAGCUCAAAUCGUGCGUGAUCACCUUCCAUGUCGAUCGUAAAGAAUCGCCAUCAUUAUUAUGCCCCAUCAAUCGCAACGGAGCACAUUUGUC
This is a messenger RNA of Magallana angulata, 2522 nucleotides long. RefSeq lists its product as uncharacterized. Bases 24 to 1646 code for a protein of 540 amino acids. Lineage: Eukaryota; Metazoa; Mollusca; Bivalvia; Ostreida; Ostreidae. The record is from RefSeq and is a predicted model, not a curated record. The transcript has 6 exons.